AUGCCUGUAGGCACAUCGAAUACUGUAGUUAAAUGUCAUAGUUGUCGACGACCAGAAACAACUGACCGUGUAAAAUUAGUGGAAUUGAGUAGUCAUAUAGCUGUUCUGAACACAGAAGAAAAUACGUUGAAAAGUCUUCAUCGUCAAUUAGAAAUCAGAAUGAGAAGAUUUUUACAUCGAACAAGAAAUUCAAUAUUAAUGCAAGAAAAACUAUUAAAUUUGGAAAAACAUACACAAAAAGAAUUAUUAACUGUUGAAAAUUUGGUUACAGCAAAUAUAUUUCGAGGUUUGGAACAACAACAACUGGAACAAUUAAAAAACUGCUCAUCAAAUAUUGAUCGAAUACAACAAAGUAAUAAACAUUUGCAAACGGAUAUCAAUAAUAUAUGCGAGGAUAUAUUGAAAUUGGAAAAAGAAUUUGAUCGAGAAAAAUUCCAACAUGGUGGUCAAUAUGGCAAUGAAUAUCGAAUGAGACGAGAUCAUACACAAUUGACAAGAACUGAAGAUCGCUUACAUCGAAUGAAUCUUGAACUGAAUACAAUCCGUUCCCAUAAUUCUGAUUUACGCUCUUAUAUUAAGCGUAUGUUAGAAAAACGAGGUGAAAUGAUCAAAGAAUAUGAUCGACUAACAGCUAUCAUGGAGAAUGCCACAGAUGAAUUAAGAAAGCUAACAACAGAAUGUUCGGAAAGUUUUGAGAAUAGACGAAAUUUAGUAGCUAGGAUGCAUGCAAUGAAAGAUCAACAUGAAAAAGAAGAAAAAAAAUUACUUGAAGAUAUUCGAGAAUUAGAUCGUUUGUUAGAAACCAAUUAUGCAUCAAAAAAUUUCAUCUUACAAAAGUCAAAUGUGAGGAAACAACAAAUUAGUUUAAAUGAUGCAUUCGCUGGAAAACGCUCAAGUGGAGUUAAAAAUGCUUAUACAGCUGAUGAAUUUCGUCGAUUAUUUCAUAAUGUAUUUGGACAAACUUUUAUUAAAGACAAGGAUCUGAAGCGUGCUGUCGAAACAUUUUUAGCCGAACAAGAUAAAACAUUUUCAUUAUUUGAAUAUGCCGUGGAAUUAAUCAACGAACUCAAUCGACUACGUGAAACUCUUGACAUUAAACGUAAACGUAUUGUAAGCGCAUUUUCAAAAGAUAAUGUCGAUUCAUUAGUUGUUAAAGAUGUAUUUGCGAUGUUGGAGCAUUCUGUAAGUGACGCUAGUAAAAAUGUUCAGUCAUUACAAAGUGCAAAAGAAAAUGGACGUCAACUACUGGAUUUUGCUUAUCAACUGUUAAAACAAUUAUUUCGCGAUAUCGGCUGUGACCAACGUAUCAUUUCAACAUUUUCAAAUCAGUCAGAGUCUGUGAAUGAUCAAAAUAUUCUAUUAUAUUUAGCGUUGAUUGAAAGUCGCGUACAGCAAGUUUUAGCGGUGAAUAAGCGGGGAGCGUCUGAUGAUUCAACAACAAUUAGUUGGAGAACAAAUCAACAUACACAAUUAUUUUCAAAUAUGUCAACGAAACAGACAACUGAUAUUCACGAAUUAGAUCUUGUCACGCCAAAAAUAUCAACUGAUGUAAAAAAACUGGAAGAAUUACUCGAUGAUUUACCGAUUUCAAAUGAUGAUAGAACGAAAAUGAAUUCUGCCGAUGAAAAAAAAUUUCGUGGGGAAGUUAUUGAUACCGUUUUACAAGCGUAUCGCGAAAGAAAUUUUGUAUCAGAAAAAACUGAUUUGAUAAAAUUCGAAGAAGUGAAGGAAUAA
This is a messenger RNA of Didymodactylos carnosus, 1734 nucleotides long. NCBI's taxonomy places the organism in Eukaryota, Metazoa, Rotifera, Eurotatoria, Philodinida, Philodinidae. The record is from the annotation of a GenBank genome assembly.